ACUUUCGUUUCCUUGUUUAUCUUGCCUUUUCAGGUGCUGCUGCAGGACUCGGCUGUUAAUUUAACAACUUUUCCAAACAAGACAGAACCUGAACUGUGCAAGAAAUGUAGUUUCUUAUUUAGUCAGGACAGGCUCAAAUAUCAUCUGACAUCAAAGACAUUUGAAUACAUUUUAGUAGGUAGGGUUACAGAUGAUUUCAUUGGCUGUUUCAUCUGAGAAGUUAAAUAAAGCCAGCCUCUUGCGUGCCCUGCUUUCUCUCCCACACAAACUUACCUGCACUAACUAGAAAGUCCAGUUCCUCAAGCAAGUCCUAGAAACCACAGAGUCCUGGAGGCAACAUGGACCUGGACAGUAAACGGCUGGUGGUGGUGGUACCAAACGAAGGGCUGGUGCCAUCUCGCAGAGUGUUCAGUAGCGAGGACGAAGCGUGGAAGAAUUACCUGGAGAACCCACUGACUGCUGCCACUAAGGCCAUGAUGAGCAUCAAUGGAGAUGAGGACAGUGCGGCAGCACUGGGACUGUUGUACGACUACUACAAGGUUCCCAGGGAAAGAAGACAUGUCUCCAGCAGUGUUAAACCCACAGACCACUGUGCUAUUGGAUCUGAUAAUUGUGGGAGCAUGGAGAUGCUCGAUCACCAUCUACAGGCUCUUAGAUCCAUGCCUGUCAAUCUCUCUCUAAACAGCAGCACAACUACAGAACAUCAGGGCUCUAAGUAUGGAGCUACUUGCCUUGGAGGGGACACCAGACGAGGAGAUGGUAAGCAGGGUACUGGGGCGACCCUGGCUUUGGUCAAGACAGAGAGCCAGACCUCCAUGGGAGUGUCUUGUUCAGGAGGUGCCUACCGGGAAGAACCCAGAGAGCAGACAAGAAUGGUCCACGAGCAGAGUCACUAUGAUUUGCCCCUUGCUGGGAAAGAUGAACAGAGAAGCCCUCCAGACAGCACGUAUGAGGACUCCAUAGAUGGAGAGAUGUACCACAGAAGCCCCUCAUUAGAAGUUGAUGAAUUCCACUACAGUUUGCGUAACGUAACUGAUAGGUUCCGGUAUUGUCUGGAGGCAAGUAUGUCACUGAGGCCACGGCAGGGGGAAGGACCCAUGGCUUACCUGAACAGGGGCCAGUUCUACACUUUGACACUGUCGAAGACCUCUUUCACAUCAUCCUUUCAUCAGCCAGGGGGUGCAGUGCGGGUUGGCGGACUGAUGCCAUCACACAAGCCUGAUGGGAGCCCAUCCAGUAGUGAGCGAUGCACCAUGGGAGGCUCUGAGCUGCAGCGGGACAGUAUUGUACAGAGUGUUAUCAUGGUCGUCUUUGGGGAAGACAAGUGCAGAGAUGAGCAACUGAAGAAUUGGAAAUACUGGCACUCCCGCCAGCACACUGCCAAACAGAGAGUUCUGGACAUUGCCGACUACAAGGAGAGCUUCAGCACGAUCGGGAAUGUGGAGGAAAUUGCCUACAAUGCUGUCUCUUUCACAUGGGAUGUCAGUGAAGAAGCAAAGGUCUUCAUCUCUGUGAACUGUUUGAGCACAGACUUCUCCUCACAGAAGGGGGUAAAGGGAAUGCCUCUAACAAUCCAGGUCGAUACCUACAGCUACAACAACUGCAGCAGCAGGCCCAUCCACAGGGCCUUCACUCAGAUCAAGGUCUUCUGUGACAAGGGUGCUGAGAGGAAGCUUCGUGAUGAGGAGAAGAAGCAGCUCAGGAAGAGGAUGAAAGGGAAAAAUGGCAGCUCGGGGCCGACCUCUCCCAUUAAGAGGGCUGACAGCACCCUGCUCAAACCCAUGACAGACCUGGACUCCCAGCCUGUCCUAUUCAUUCCUGAUGUCUACUUUGGAAACCUGCAGAGAGCAGGGCAGGUGUUUGCUUUCAACACUGAGGAGGUCAAUAGAGAUGGGAGUGUUCUGAUGAAAAGGGUGUCAUGUGCUACUGGUGAGGAUGUCUGUCCACCCCAGGCCAAGAAGUCCAAAGUGGAGCUGGAGAGGAAAGUUCUGCUGUAUGUCAGGAAGGAGAGUGAUGAAGUGUUUGAUGCCUUAAUGCUGCACACCCCAACCCUCAAAGCACUGAUGGAGGCAAUCUCAGAGAAGUAUGCGGUACCUGUUGACAAGAUGGCCAAAGUUUACCAAAAAAGCAAAAAAGGGGUCCUGGUAAACAUGGAUGACAACAUCAUCCAGCAUUACUCCAAUGAGGACACCUUCAUUCUGGCUAUGGAGAGCUCAGCAGACACAUUGCGCGUCACCCUGUCAGAGAUCUGAUGGUUGCUAGCCCCAGCACUGUAUUCAUCAGUCACUGUCAGACGGAGGUGAUCGCUGGUGGGAGAAGCUUUAGCCAUGCCAUGCAUAGAAAUUGUGAAUGCAGCUAGCAGUAUUAGAUGACAGCGCCAAAAUGUGUUCCCCAAGGAGUCUCCAUAGAGUUUGUUCUCCAUGGAUCAUUAACUGAAAUAAUCCAGAUGCACCUCACCUGCUGCACUACCUGUUUAAUAGACAGCCUGCAGAAGGAGGAUUUCUUGCCUUUGGAACACAGGCUUAACUUUGAAAACUUGGGAAAAUGUUUGCUAUUUUCUGACUAACUAGCUAUGCAAGUCUUGACUAGCUGAUAGCAAUUCACUUAACACUUGGUGCAACAGAAGGGAGGAUUUUAUCCGGGUCACCUUAAAGCACCGAGCCAGCUUGCUGUGGUUUCACAGGAGGAAGAUGGAAGGAUACAGUACAGUUUGCCUCUUGGAUGAGGAGCGGGGUCAGCUGUUUGCUUCCUCUUUGCCUUCCACCAUCCUUCCUGUUACCCCUCUUGUGGUGGACACUUUUAAAUGACUUCAUCAGAUGUUUGAAAGGCUAUCGCUUUAACACAAGUCGAUGCCACAUCUUUUGUUAGCACUCGGUUCAAGGAAACGGCUUAUUGUUUGGUAUGUAUGUAAUUAGUUUACAUUAGUGUAUUUGUCUUAAAUAAUUGUCUCCUGCUUGUUAAAUCUAAUCUUUCUUGAUUGUCCAUCUUUUUUGAUUCCAUUGAUCAUAUUUUCAUUACAUACUAAUGUUUCCAAUCGGGGCCAGUGAAAUAACAGAAGUAACAUGUUGUGGUAACAUGCUGGUGUCUCAGCCUCUAUAAUUACAUGAGGAACCAUAAUGACCCCAAUGGAACAAGACUGCAAGCCUCCAGGAUGCUGUUAAAUUGUUUUGCUUCCUGUGUGCUCGUGUUGAUUGCUUUUCCUCUCACUGAAGACACUGCAGUCCUUAGUAUUUAUGACAAUAGUUAUACCCAUCCAGUCCAUCCAUUUACACAAUCCUUUGAGGCCAAUGCAAACCAUCAGAUCUGACUGGUUCUGUUCCUACUCACUGCCUAUGUUUACACCUGUUUCACUUCCUGCUUCUGUAUCUUUAAUUUGUGCCAAGCACCAUGAUGUCCAGCCUUUUAAAUCAAGUCAAUAAAUGUAGUUUUAUAUGGA
This is a messenger RNA of Scatophagus argus, 3436 nucleotides long. Its product is annotated as grainyhead-like protein 2 homolog. The transcript has 15 exons. Lineage: Eukaryota; Metazoa; Chordata; Actinopteri; Scatophagidae. Gene Ontology annotation, biological process: regulation of transcription by RNA polymerase II; brain development; neural tube development. Gene Ontology annotation, molecular function: DNA-binding transcription activator activity, RNA polymerase II-specific; RNA polymerase II cis-regulatory region sequence-specific DNA binding. The record is from RefSeq and is a predicted model, not a curated record. Gene Ontology annotation, cellular component: nucleus. The coding region runs from base 339 to 2252 and encodes 637 amino acids.